Ostrea edulis (European flat oyster) is the source of this 6265-nucleotide messenger RNA. RefSeq lists its product as uncharacterized. The record is from RefSeq and is a predicted model, not a curated record. The transcript is spliced from 14 exons. NCBI's taxonomy places the organism in Eukaryota, Metazoa, Mollusca, Bivalvia, Ostreida, Ostreidae. The coding region runs from base 415 to 4383 and encodes 1322 amino acids.
GAAACGUCCCACUACCGUUAUGGUGACGUUAACUUACAAAUAAUGCGAACGAGAAGAUCUUACUUUACACCAUGUUGCACCCUAAACGUUGAGUUAUCUUAGAAAGGAUAUCUGAAAGGAGUCAUCAAUUGUCUUAUAUUGUAUACAGGUUGAAUUUACCAUGUGCAUAAUGCGAUUGACACAGUGAACAAGUGACACACUAGCAUCUAGGAGGAAAUUUUGGACAGACAGGAAUUCGAACCCGGAACCCCUAGGCCUAGUGUAUUACUAGCCAGAUGCAUUAUACCUAACCGCCAAUCCAUCUAGGUCGACAUCGACGGUGUCUUAUUGGAAUCAUCCAAAAAAGAAAGUUCAGAGGAAAUCUUGGACAGACAUACAGAAAUCAGCGGACCACCUACCAAAACUGAGACUUUGAUGGAAGAGCCAGAGAGAAGCAAAGAAAUGAGUGGAUCAUCCACCAAAAAUGAGAGUUUGAUGAAAGAGCCAGAGAGUCACACAGAAAUGAGUGGAUCAUCCACCAAAAAUGAGAGUUUGAUGAAAGAGCCAGAGAGUCAAACAGAAAUUAAUGGAUCAUCCAUCAAAAAUGAGAGUUUGAUGGAAGAGCCAGAGAGUCAAACAAAAAUGAGUGGAUCAUCCACCAAAAAUGAGAGUUUGAUGGAAGAGCCAGAGAGUCACACAGAAAUUAGUGGAUCAUCCACCAAAAAUGAGAGUUUGAUGGAAGAGCCAGAGAGUCAAACAGAAAUUAAUGGAUCAUCCACCAAAAAUGAGAGUUUGAUGGAAGAUCCAGAGAGAAGCAUAGAAAUGAAUGGAUCAUCCACCAAAAAUGAAAGCUUUAAGGAGGAUUCAGAGAGUGGCAUGGAAGUCAGUGAAACACACAGCAAAGGCGAGAGGUCAGGGAAGUUAAAAAAGAAUGUGAAAAACAAGGGACCACCUCGAAAGAAAAUAAGAAAAGAGAAACCAAAUGAAGACCAUGAUUCAUCCAAAACUGCUGCUGAGCGCCGUCGAGAAAGAGAUAAACGUCGAUUAGAAAGAGAAAGGAAUGCAGUCAUUCAACUAGGCAAGGCGACAGCAGAGCUGACAGGGUCCAAGCCACAGUCCAAAGCCGAGACACUUGAAACAUCAAACGAUCUCCUUAAGCAGCAGAUUAAAGAUAGAGCAAAAGGAUCUGAUACAGAGGAAUCUAGUGUCACACAAGAAAGAGAAGGUUUAGAUGAUUCAAAAGGAAGUAAAACCAUACUUCCAGAAAAUAAAACUGAACUACAAAGGCAUCUAAAGGAAGGAAAGAUCACCAUUCACCAUGCCAGGGGUAUUCUUGUUGGGUGUGCUGAAGCUGGAAAGACCACACUGUUGAAAAGGUUACUAGGACAGACACAGGACGAGGUGGAGGACAUCGAGUCGACCAGGGGCUUAGAAGUCCAUCAGCAUCUGUUUAACAUCAGAAAAGGGAUUCUUGAAGUAAUUGGUGAUGACAAAACCCAAAAUGCCUUUCUCAGAGUGUCGGUUUCUGACUUGAAGCGUAAUCCAAACAUUGAGGUUCAACAGAGUGGCAAAUCUAAACCAGAGGACAAAGAAGAGGACAAAUCUAAAUCAGAGGACAAAGAAGAGGACAAAUCUAAAUCAGAGGACAUAGAAGAGGAAAAAUCUAAAUCAGAGGAAAAAUCUAAAUCAGAGGACAAAUCUAAAUCAGAGGACAUAGAAGAGGACAAAUCUAAAUCAGAGGAUCCCCAAGUGUCAGACACCAGUGCUAUUACAAAGGAUCAAAUUCUAUUGAACAUUUUGAAUGAAAGAGAGAGUUUACCAACCGUUAGUAUCCUGGAUUUUGCCGGACAAUUAGCGUAUUAUGCAUGCCACCAGAUUUACAUUACGCCAAAGGCCUUCUUUGUCCUGGUGUUGGACAUGAGUCAGAGGUUUGAAGAUGUUGUCAGUGCAGAGAAAGAUAAUCGGGAAGGGUCCAUUUUCUCAGCCUGGACUUACAAAGACUACCUGAAGUUUUGGAUAAACUCAAUCAAGACUUUUGGAAGUACCAAGGCUCCGCUGUUUGUUGUAGCAACACACACAGAGGAAAAAUCUGAAGAGAUACCGAGAGGUUUACAAUCAUCAAACCUUGAGAUAGAAGAGUACAUGCAAGAGUUUUGGGAGUUGGUUCCGAAUGAAGACAGAGAUUGGUUUUUUGAGUCUCUUGAUGACCGUGAGUACGCACUAGGUCUUAUUGAGCUUAGUGAGAAAAGCAUGGAAAUGCUUGAGUCCAUUAAGACCUCCAUAGUCAAAGUGGUGUCAGAAAACAUCAACACAAAGAUUGAGGUACGAUCUUCCUGGGCCUUGCUGGAACAGUCUAUAUCAGAUGGAGGGAGGAAGGUUAUGUCCCUUGCGGAAAUUUCUGAGAUCAACAAAUCCCUCCCUCGUGAAUACCAGCUUAAAAGUUCUGUGGAAAUAUCAAAGUUUUUGAGGUGCUUUCACGACAAUGGCUUAUGUUUAUAUUUUAAAGAUGAAGGAUUAAGAGAACAUGUUAUAUGGGACAUUCAGUGGUUUGCUAGUGCAUUUAGUAAGCUCAUCGCUGAUAAAAGUCACAUCACAAAAGACUGCAAAAGGAGGUAUAUUAAGGAGUGGACGUCAUUCAACAGAUCAGGGGAACUGAAAGAAAAACUAGUGGAUGCCCUCUGGAAAGACGAAGCUUCAUAUUUGAAUCACAAAUCGCAGAUUGUGUCAUACAUGGAGAGACUGCUAAUGAUUGUUGCCAUCAGUUCAAAAGGUGCUACAUCAGAAUCGGGAAUGUCCUGGUACAUUCCGUGCAUGAACAAAAAAGUUCUUGAGAAAGGCAUCUUCGAGAGAAAUUGGGAGUAUUCGUCUGUUUUGUGCUUCAGAUUCACAUCAUUCGCCAUGUUUGUGUUUUACAGGCUAAUAGCCUAUUGUAUGGGUUCCCUCAAAUGGCGGGUUUCCUCAGACGGAGAAGGCAGUCAAGCUCUCUAUCAAACAGCAGGAGUGUUUGAUUACAAAAAUCACACCGUGGUCAUCGGUAUCAAUGAUAACGACAUACAGGUUCAAGUGAUGCGUAUCAAACCAUCAUGUGUGGAGAAUGAGGUAUCACAAAACGUCGGAGAAUCCGUGGAAACUGCCCUACAAGAACUGACAAAGACAUUUAAUGAGCAAACACUAUUUGAGAAAGGAUACAAAUGUCAGAACGUCAUUUGUAAUGCGGAUGAUCGAUCGUUUACCCCCGCCAGUGAGCUGUCCCAGAUUGAGGCUGAGGUCGUACAAUGUGCACACUGUCCAAUUUCUGAGAAACACGACGUCAAUGUGCAGAAAAUCCUGGGUUUCUGGGAAAAGAGAGUUGCAGAGGAACUGAAAACCGGAGAGAAGGAUGUUGAAAACAUACAAACAAGCCUGCUGCACGGAGAACCUCACAGGAAAAUGUUUGAUAGCAGUUAUCCCUACAGUGAUGGGGAUGCAAUAUUCAAAAGCGAUUUGUGCGACCGGAUAGGCUGCAUAAAAAUAAAAUGUCCGGACAGUUCUGGGACAGGGUUCAGAGUGGGCAGCAACUACGUCAUCACGGCGUAUCAUGUCAUGGAGGACAUUCUCGUCAAGUUUUGGAAGGUGGUAUAUCAAAAGCUGACUGAAGAUGAGAGACAAAUCAUAAAAUGGACUACUGCUAAUUUGCCUCAGGCUGGCAGAUGGAGUUUAUCAAACAUUACCUCAUUGAUGGAUCCCAGCAGGCAAGGUAAAUUUGCUAAGAUAGGCAAAAGUAUGAUAACAGACAAAAGUGGAAUCUGUUUUGGAUAUAAGGAUGAGAAACCUGAAGCUUUCCGGAUGUUCUCUUAUGACGUAGCUUUUGCAUCUCCUCCACAUGAUGUAGUAAUCCUAGAACUGACAGACUCAAGAGAUGUACCUAAACCACUUUUACUCACGGACAUUUUUAUCCCUGGUGGUAAGCUGCACGUGAUUGGCCAUCCAAAUGGGAUUAAGCUACAACAUGACCCAGGAUGCAAGGUCAUCGAGGAUGAAGAAGAAUUAAGUGAUAUUGUCAAUCGCGGAAUUCAUUUUUUUACACAGGAAGGUCUUAAUGAACGCCAAGUGCGGAUGGACUAUUCUCCUUGCGUUCUUUCUGAAGAUCGUAUCUUGUUUCACUGCUCAAAAACCACUGCGCACGGUGCGUCAGGUUCUCCUCUCAUUGUCAUCAAGGACAUGCCCCCUAGUAACAAGAAGACAGCCCUGGUAACAGGGAUGCUGUUGAGGGGACACCCUGGUCUCUACUACAAUCGUAGUAAAGGUAAGGAGGUCCCCACAGAGCUACUUUUAGAAACCGGAAUCUCCAUGGAAAAAAUCUCGUCUCUCCUUUCAGAGCAUUCUCUACAGCAGCUGGCAGAUGAAUUGUUCUCAGAAAAUUAGGUACAACAGUGUGAAACUGCAUGCAUGAGUCUCUUACUGUACCUGCAUGUGUUCUUACAUUCUGUAUUAAGAUAGAAGAGUCUGCUCUGUGAUCAGGAGGUCGCGAGUUCGAACCCCGCUCAUGUAAUUGCCGCAUCAGACCUAAGAAAGCUAAGAUGUUAUCAUAGGCAGUGGUGACUACUGGUCUUUCGGAUAUAACCUUCGCAUCGGAAGUCAAGAGUCAUUUUAGGCUUGAUCAUUAUAAACAACCCUUCUCCCUAAAGCGUGUAGAAGUCAAUAUAUGUGUCACUUUACAUAUAUGUGGUUACGUCUUAGUGUGAAAUAUUGAGACUUACAAAUAUCGUCCACAAAAAAAAUCAAAUUAAGUAAGCUACAUGCAGACUUGUAAAGGUUUUCUUUUCAAUUGACUGGGUGGAAUAAAUGCAUGAUACACUGUGUUUAAUAAAAUAAUGCUUCAAAUAUUAUUAAUUUAUCAUUGUGAAGGUUCCCGUUUUCUAUGCAAGCAAUAUUCUUUUUUGCAAGACUGAAUUUAAGUGUUCAACCAUUCUGUUAAAUGAAUGGAAAUAUAUUUCAUAAUUCUAAUUUGGGUCUUUGGACAGAACUAGAGUGAACUAGAUUUUGCUUUCAAGCUUCAGUGAUAUUUUAGAUUUUGAAAUGUUGAAGUUUUCAAAUUCUCUGUUGACAAAAAAGGUAUUGAUCAUUGCAAUGGGUUCUGUUGCAAUUUAUUUUGUUUCCCAAUGACGAAUUUUGUCGCAAUUUAUUAGCUUACCUGAGCUGAAAGUUCAAUUGAGCUUUUCUGAUUGUCUGUUCUCCGUCGUCUGUCUGUAAUCUUUUUAUAUUUUCGACUUCUUUUCCAGAAUUACUAGGCCAAUUAUAACCAAACUUGGCCAUAAGCAUCUGUGGGUGAAGGGCUUUCAAGUUUGUUUAAGUGAAGGGCCAUGCCCCCUUCAAAGGGGAGAUAAUCACAAAGAUGCAAGAUUAGGGUGUGGUCAUUUAAAAAUCUUCUUCUCAAGAACCACUGGGUCAGAAGAGCUUGAAUUUACAUGAAAGCGUCUUGAUAUAGUGCAGAUUCAAGUUUGUUAAAAUCAUGGGCCCUGGGGGUUGGAUGGGGCUACAAUAGGGGAUCAAAGUUUUACAUACAAAUUUAUAGGGAAAAUCUUGAAAAAUCUCCUUCUCAAAAACCACUGAGCCAGAAAGUUACAUGAAAGCUUCCUGACAUAUAGUGCAGAUUUCAGUCCGUUAAACACAUCCCCUUUCGGGGGGGGGGGGGGGGGGGGGGGGGGGGGGGGGGGCUAGGAUGGGCCACAAUAGGUGAUCAAAGUUUUGCAUAACUAAUAAAUAGAAAAAAAAUCUUUAAAAAAUUUUCUUCUGAAGAACCAUUUGGCCUAAGAACUUUACAUUUGUACGAAAGUGCAGAUUCAAGUAUGUAACAAUCAUUGAAUAUGAGCCAAGGUGACUCAGGUGAGCAAUGUGGCCCAUUGGCCUCUUGUCAUACAUUAGGUUAUUCUACAUGUACAAGGUCAACUACGGCUUAUAGGAAAGAAUUGUUUUAUAUGUGACAAAACUGCUGUUUAAAUGUGAACAUUUGAUGUGGUGUAACACAUGAAGUUGCACAAAGCGCAGUUAACUUUUACUAACAGUUACAGUGUAAAUAUCCAUGUUUCUAACAUUCACAGUGUUAACAAGACAUUGACUGUCAGCUAAACUUCAUUUACGUUUGUGCAAUCUUUUAAACUUUAAUUUCAUUUUAUUUAGCUUAAUUAGAAAUAAGCUGUCAAAUAUGGGAGUUAAUUCAGUAAUCUAUGUGCUGGUUUUUGUAUACCACUGUAUAUCACUACUGUACUUGAAAGUUGUUUGUGAAAAUAAAUUUAUUUAUCAUCAA